UCCUGGCACGGAGCAUCGGCUCCGGCCACCUGUAGGGACGGUGUCGCGGCCGGGAGGAGAGGAGAGGCGCCGCAUCAGCGGGGAGGGGGCCGGGGUGUGCGUGAGAUCGGCGGUGGUGUAACGUGUGUCUGUGGGCGUGACGGGCCCGGGUUGUGGCACGGGGAUCGUGUGCGAUCGUGAGGCCCGGACUAGUGGGUGAUGCUGUUUUCGUGACUGAGUUAGCUCUGGCCUCUGUGAAUUCUGGUUCUCCAGGCAAGUAAACCCCAAGGAGGACUGACCAGUUCUUGAAUUUCUAAGCCAUGGCCCAUGGAUCAGUGAUAUUCAGUGACGUGUCCAUAGCCUUCUCUCAGGAGGAGUGGGAAUACUUGGACUUAGAACAGAGGGACUUGUACAGAGACGUGAUGUUGGAGAACUACAGCAACUUGGUCUCAUUAGGAUGCUUCAUUUCUAAACCAAAUGUGAUUUCCUUAUUGGAGCAAGGUAAAGAGCCCUGGAAAGUCGUGAGGAAAGAAAGACGAUAUCCAGAUAUGGCGAUCAGGUAUGAGACCAAAAAGUUAUCUUCAGAAAAUGACAUUUAUAAAAUUAACUUAUCCCAGUGGAAGAUAAUGGAAGGAAUUAACAACCAUGGCCUUAAGGACCUCAUUUUAAAAAAUGAUUGGGAGUCCAAUCGAAAAUUUGAAGGACAAGAGGGAUAUUUUGGUCAAGUGAAAAUUACAUCUCAGAAAGCGCCCUCAUACCAGAAACGCACAUCUCUUACUCCACAUCCUAGAAUUCAUUUUGUCGAGAAACCCUACGAAUGUAAGGAAUGUGGGAAGGCCUUUAGAGUACGCCAACAACUUACUUUCCAUCACAGAAUUCAUACUGGUGAAAAGCCCUAUGAAUGUAAGGAAUGUGGCAUGGCCUUUAGACAGACUGCCCACCUUACUCGACAUCAGAGACUUCAUUCUGUUGACAAACUGUAUGAAUGUAAAGAAUGUGGAGAAUCUUUCAUAUGUGGCCCAGACCUUAGAGUACAUCAGAAAAUUCAUAUUGGUGAGAAGCCCUAUGAGUGUAAGGAAUGUGGAAAGGCCUUCAGAGUACGUGGACAGCUUACUCUCCAUCAGAGGAUUCAUACUGGUGAGAAACCCUAUGUAUGUACAGAAUGUGGAAAGGCCUUUAGACAGUAUGCACACCUCACUCGACAUCAGAAGCUUAACAUUGCCGAGAAACUCUAUGAGUGUAAAGAAUGUGGGAAGGCCUUUUUGUGUGGCUAUGGCCUUAGGGUACAUCACAAACUUCAUACUGGUGAGAAACCUUAUCAGUGUAAAGAAUGUGGGAAGGCCUUUAGAGUGCGACAACAACUAACACUCCACCAGAGAAUUCAUACUGGUGAGAAACCCUAUGAAUGUAAGGAAUGUGGGAAGACCUUUAGUCGUGGUUAUCAUCUUAUUCUUCAUCACAGAAUUCAUACUGGUGAGAAACCUUACGAAUGUAAAGAAUGUUGGAAGGCAUUUAGUCGUUACUCUCAACUUAUUUCACAUCAGAGCAUUCAUAUCGGUGUUAAACCCUACGACUGUAAGGAAUGUGGGAAGGCCUUUAGACUGCUCUCACAGCUUACACAACAUCAGAGUAUUCAUGUUGGCGAGAAACCCUAUAAAUGUAAGGAAUGUGGGAAGGCCUUUAGAUUGCGCCAAAAACUUACUUUACAUCAGAGCAUUCAUACUGGUGAAAAACCCUUCGAAUGUAAGGAAUGUAGGAAGGCCUUUCGACUUAAUUCAUCUCUUAUUCAGCAUCUGAGAAUUCAUUCUGGCGAGAAACCCUAUGAAUGCAAGGAAUGUAAGAAGGCCUUUAGACAACAUUCACACCUUACCCAUCAUCUGAAAAUUCAUAAUGUAAAAAUAUAAGGAAGGCUUUUCAGUCCUGUGUUGUAGAACACUCUAUGAGUGUAAUAAUCCCUUUUGCUUCAUACAUGGGGGAAUUUAAUGUAUUUUACCAUCAUUCAAACCUAAUGAACUUCACAUUCAUUCUAAAAACGAAUCUUACUAAUAUAACAAAUGUGGGAAAGACACUUGCCUCGAUCUCAUUACUUUCCUACAUGUGUUAUAUUGAACAAGAUGGUUAACUGCUCUGUGCUAUAAUUUAUUCAUUUGUAAAAUGGUAAUACUGUGGCAGAAUAAAAAUUGACACAUUCAUUGAUCCACCUCCCCAUCAAAGGGUGGAAUCUACAUCCUUUCCCCUUGACUUUGACUUUGACUAGUAGAAUAUAGUAAAAGUACUGUUGUGCCAGUUUCUGAACCCAGGCUUUACUGGUUGAUUUUACUUCAUCUCUUGGGAUACUCUCUCUGUUUUUAGAAUUUCAUUGGAAAUUACUUUAGUUACCCUGUUCAGACCCUACACUGUUCUGUUAAAAAGUCUGGCUACUCUGCCCCAGGGACACUUGGAGAGGCUCAAGGACAAUAUAGAAAGGGAGAGGUACCCUGCUGAGCCCAGUCUUCUAGAAAUGCCCACCAAGACACCAGACAUUUGAGUGAAAUAGUUUUGGAUCCUCUAGAACAGCCACCAGCAGAUUGCUAUACAGAACAGAAGAAUCGACCAACUGAGCACCUGCCUAAAUUCUUGACCCAGAAAACCAUGAGAUGUAAUAAAAUGGUUGUUUUAAGCCACUGAAUUCUAUUAUUUAUAUUACUCUUGAAAAUUCAUAUAAAAGACUACGGGCACAGUGAAUAUAGAAAAGCCCUCCACCAACACUCAUCUCGACUGAAAUUCAGAUAACCAAGUCUUGUUAAAAUAGUGAAAGUGAGAAAUGCUUUUUCAAUUUGUUCAUUAAAAAGCAGAUACUCUGCAAUCUACAUUCUGUGGCCUCAGUCUAAAUUUAAUUUAAAAUUAACAAAGGGUAACAUAAAAAAAAAGCUAUUUGGAAACUUAAAAUCACCUGUAUUAUAAUUCCUGCACUAAUUUUUUUUUUAAAUCCAUCGUAGUUUUUUGUUUUUUUUUAAAACGUUCAAAUUGUCCUAUCUUUGGCCAGUGAGUAUUCCCUCAAACGGACUUAUAUGUCCUUUUGUCAGGACCCACUAUAACUUUUGAUAGCUUUUAUUUUUCUGACCAAUUGGUCAUCUGCAGAGCAUAUUAAAGACAUUUAUUAAUAAAAGGGGAAAAUGGAGCACUUGUCUUGCCUUUCCUUUAUGAACUUUAAGACAACCAAAAGCUGGUGAAGGAAGUUCUUUUUUACUAGAGAAGUCUAGCUAAUAAAAGUGAAAAGAAUGAUAGAAUUUGAAAAAUCACCCUUUUAUUUAUGAAAUAAUGGAUCUUGGUGGUGAUAUCAAUGGAUGCAAAGACCAUUAGGUAAAAAAUUGAUAGAAAGCUUUCAGUAGAUGGAACAGAAUGACAACCCACUAAUCUGUUUUCACAUCUGUAAAUUAGAUCAACCAGGCUAUGUGCUUCUUGAUAUGAUACAGUGGAUGUAAACAGCACCACCUGUGAAGUAUUUCUGCCUAAAAUAUUGACUCAGAAGUAUAAUUUAGUCUCUAAAUGUAAUUACCGGUUUACAGGAAACUUGGGAAAAAAUAAAUGAUAUAAAGAAGCAAACAAAUCCAGAACGUGGGAAAUUCCACAAAAUUAGUGGCCUAGUUUCUUAACCAAUGUCUGUCAAGACUAAAAACAGAAUCUAACAAGAGACUUAAGAGACAUACCAAUUAAAUACAGUGUGUGGAAUGUGCUGGGACCCUUUUGUAAAAACGUAUCCAGGAUUUGUUUUAAUCAGGUAUGGUAAGAUAGGCAGACAAAAAUGGUUGUCAUACAGAAGUUUAUGCUCAGAUCAGUAGAAAUAGACACUGCAUGCCACUCAGGUCCACAUAGGGAAGCCUCCAGUUCUGUUGGGAGGCAAAAAAUAGGUUACAGCAGAGCAUGCUCAGAGCCUUUACUGAAGUUUUCCUGUGAAGGAAUGGGCAACACUGAGUAGGUACACUGGACAAGGGUUGGAUAGGCUGAAUAAUUUUGGUAGACUCUGAGCUAUAGGGGUGGUCCCUAGUUGCCUGGUACCUGGCCUUGGAGUGAUUUAGGGCAGGGGGAAUAUUAGCUCGGUGUGUGAGAGUUUGAUAAAGGAGAUGAUUUGGGAUAUGGGAUUUGGAUUGGUAUGUAUAACAAAGGCAUGAUUGCAGUGGAGUCCUUUGUUGUCUCUAGGAAUUUGCUAGCUCUGGGAGGGGUAGUCUCUCCAGGGUCAAGUCCCUAAAUGUCAGAGCAUCGAGAAUACAGAAAAGAAAAUAUAAUCAAUAGAAUCCUGAUUUGGACAAAUAAAUUUUUAAAAAUUUAGAUUAUUGUAAAAGUGUAAACCUAUAGAGUGGGUAUUAUACUAAGCAAUUAUUCAUUUUCUUAGGCAUGAUGAUGACAUGAGGGGUGUGUGUGUGUGUGUGUGUGUAGGUCCUUAUGCACAAGAGAUUCAUAGUGAAGUAUUCAAGGGUAAGAUUAUAUGAUGUCUAUGGUUUGCUUUCUACAAGUUCAGAGAAACAAAAGGUGGGAGGGAUAGAUGAAACAAAAUUGACAACAUUACUAAGUGUUGAAGCUGGAUACAUAGGGUUCAUUGUUCUAUUUCGCCUUUGCGUAUAUAUGAAAAUUUCCAUAAUAAAGUUUUUAAAAUAGAAAAUCAUAUCUGAAAUUUUAGACUCUUACUGGUAAAUGAUAAUGUGAUGCCUACAAAUAAAAAUUUGUGGGAAAUCACCAAAACUUUCAUUGGUAGAAAACUAAUUACCUUAAUGCGUUCAGAUAACCUGGAUUGAGCAACUAGUGUUUGUCUUGUUUACCAUGCAGUCCCCAUUCCUACAGUGCCUGUCAUGUAACACUUGAUAAAAGUGUUAAAAAAUAUAAUAAGCAUUGGCUUAAGCCAGAAAAUAAUUUAAAAAAACCAGCUAAGAUAGGUAGCAGAAGGUAAUCCAUAUGGUAAAAGUAGAAAUUAAUGGAAUAGCUAAGAGUAGAUGUUCUCUGAAAAGACCAUUAAUAUAGAAUUGGCACUAAUUAUUGAGGAAAAAGAUGACUCAGUUAUAACUUUAUAUAUGGGAAAGGUGAAAUAGAUACCUAUAUUAAGAAGAUUUAAAAAUUCUUAAGUUAUAUAUAUUAAUAUAUUAUUUGUAUUUCAAUAUUUAUAAAAAUAUAAAGAAUGAAUUGUCUAGAGAAACCCAGAUUAUCAAAGUUGACUCAAGAAACAAUAAAAAACCUGAACGGAUCUAUAAACAAAGGAAAAAAUAUAAAUAUAGUUACAAUCUUGUUUUUUCAAAACUAGAAUUAAUAGUUUUGCAGGCAACCAGAAGUUUUAAAGAAUUGAUAACCUCUAAUAAAAUUUCGCAGGUCAUUCUAUAAUGCAGUAUCCCAGGAUAACCCCUAAACAGUAAAGUCUGGACCAGUAUCACUUAAGAUACAUACAAACAUUCCAAAUAAAGUUCAGUAAAUUGAAUUCGGUAGUAUGUUAAAACAAUUAUAAAACGAAAUGAUCUACCAGGAAUAUCCAGGGGACUGACCUGUUGUGAUUUAAUUAGGUAUCCAGAUUUUAGGUUUUCUAAGGAGCAAUGUAACAAUGUUGGAAGAAGUGACAUGAUCCAACCCCAAUAUCUGUUAGAUUCUCUUAUUUUUGCUUAUUUUCAUCAGCUUCACAAAAAGAAUGAACAAUAGAUAUGAAAAGUAAGCAUUCAACACUUAGGAACCUUUCACAAAAUAAAAAUGAGUAUUGUCGCACAUUUUGAACCAGACUUUUGUAAUGUUUGCAGCCAUACAUUAAGACUUGAUACCUGCAAGUCCAUUUUGCUCAGAAUGGGCAGAUUGGGGAGAUGUCAUUGCAUAAACAUUUACCAUCUAGAAUAGUACAUAUUUCCCACUCAUGAUUUCAAAUUGUUUUUUUAAAUUUGUAAACAGUACAUACAAUGUUUACACAAAAAUGUAAUACUGAAAAAGUAUGAUAAUUGCUGUAAUAAUAUUAAUUUUUGCUAAUAGGUCAAUGUGUUUUGCCUCCAUGGUUACAUUUUAUGUUAAUAGAGGUCUUCUGGAGACAGUACAUUAACUCGAAAUUUCUGAAAGUAUGUUCCACAGAGCAGUAGUACUUAAAGGUACUUGAAGAAUGAUUUUGUGGUCAAACAAGCAUGAGAACUCUGUGUACUAUAUUUCUUGGGGGGGAAAAUUCACAUUAAGUGCCUAUCAAAACACUAUGAAAGAAUGUUUCAUUUUCUCUAACCCAAUGUAUAUCAGACUUUUCUAUAGAACUCCUAUUCCCAAUACUUAUUGCAGAUGUGAUUCCACUUUGGUAGAUGUUGCCAUACCAUAAAUGGUGGCUUCAAGGAUGGAAAUGUCAGGGUUAUGGCAAGUAUAUAUAUGGUUGUCUGUAUGGCAAGAAAAGCAGCUCAUCAUGCUAUCCAACUGGCCAAUUUCUUUAAAAAAAAAUUUAAUGGUGCUUUUCAAUAGACUAGAAAACCUCUAGCCCUAUUUCAAUAACUCUAUUGUAUGUAUAUAGGCCUUUUAUUGGUAAUUUUUACAUUAUAUACAACUCAUUGAAAAAUAUCUUAUGGAAUAUCUGUGUGUUUCUUGUAAUACAUAGGCAAGUGUUUCUCUGAGGUAUUUAUCAAAAAGGGGGAUUGCUCAGUCACAGGUAAUAUUCACUUUCGACCUCACUAGAUAUUCCUGGAGAAGUGGAGAACAUCAUUGUGUUGCCAAUUUACAACCCCUUCAGCCAGCGAAAUAUUUCAUUAUAUCCCCACUUCUAGCAUGUAUUUUGAUAUAUGCCUGGUUAAUAGUUGAGCAUCUUUUCACAUCUGUUUAUUGCUAAACACUGAUUUGCCAAUUCAUGUCUUUUGCCUAUAUUCCUAUUUUAAAGAACAUUCACAUAAGAAUUGUGGGAUCCUUUCUAGUAUUAAUGAUGACCUUACCUUCUCCCAGAUUAUGGCUUAUAUUUGUAUUAAUGGUGAUAUUGUCACAUUAAAAUUUUAAAUAUGGA
Messenger RNA from Pteropus alecto (black flying fox), 6949 nucleotides. RefSeq names its product ZFP82 zinc finger protein (gene ZFP82). The record is from RefSeq and is a predicted model, not a curated record. The coding region runs from base 300 to 1883 and encodes 527 amino acids. The transcript is spliced from 5 exons. NCBI's taxonomy places the organism in Eukaryota, Metazoa, Chordata, Mammalia, Chiroptera, Pteropodidae. Gene Ontology annotation, biological process: regulation of cytokine production; regulation of immune system process; negative regulation of transcription by RNA polymerase II.